Anopheles bellator is the source of this 943-nucleotide messenger RNA. RefSeq names its product zinc finger protein 879-like. Gene Ontology annotation, biological process: regulation of transcription by RNA polymerase II. The record is from RefSeq and is a predicted model, not a curated record. The transcript has a single exon. Lineage: Eukaryota; Metazoa; Arthropoda; Insecta; Diptera; Culicidae. Bases 14 to 943 code for a protein of 309 amino acids. Gene Ontology annotation, molecular function: RNA polymerase II transcription regulatory region sequence-specific DNA binding; DNA-binding transcription factor activity, RNA polymerase II-specific. Gene Ontology annotation, cellular component: nucleus.
GUAUUGCGAUGAAAUGUUCGCAUCGACAGCUGAACUAGACGCUCAUUGUACGCACUGUAACGGGUAUGGGUGCGAAGGUUGUGGGCAACAGUUUCCAUUUGUAGGGCAGCUUAGAGAGCACGAAUGUAAUGGUACUUCGAAGCACCAGCAAUCGAUGCAGCUUGUCAAUGAUUUGAUCGACGGCAUAGAAGUUUCGCUACCACUGCAGUGUGGUCUUUGCAGCAUGGAGUACAGCCAAAGCAGUAAACUAGCGCAACAUAUCGAAAAGGAACAUCCGGCGGCCUCGGUAACGCUACACCAGUGUAAUAUUUGCCCUCGAAAAUUUGCUUCCAUCGGAGCGACUCGCCACCACAGAGCGUUUCACAAAACCAAUACCGUCACCAGUGGAAAUACUAAACCGGCGGCGUUGGAUGAUCCGAACGAUUGCGUAAUUUGCCUUAAGAGCUUCAAGUUGGAUCGGGAACUAUUGCAGCAUCUGGAAACGGACCAUGCAGACGUAAGCGUGAAAUUGUACCAGUGCACAAAAUGCGACCGAAAGUUCACGACGGAGGCAAAACUACAAAAGCACGACUACAACACGCACCAGGGCCGGCAGCCGCAAUUUUUCUGCUCCUUCUGCGGCCGCCUGUUCACCAAACGGAUCGGUCUGCGCGAUCACGAAAGCACCCACCGCGGCGUUAGGCGGUAUCAGUGCAAGGAAUGUAACCGCGAGUUUAGCUACAAAAGCUCGUACGACCGACACAUGCAGGUGGUGCAUAGCGACGCCAAACAGUUUACCUGCCAGUUUUGCCAGAAGUGCUUCAAACGGAAAGCGACCCUCAAGGUACACCUCCGAUUGCAUACCGGCGAAAAGCCGUACCAGUGCGAGUUUUGCAGUUGUCGUUUUGUCGACCCCAGCUCCUUCCACAGGCAUAAGCAAAAAGAGCAUGGCCCCCCAACUUAA